AUGGGUGUUCAAUGUGAAUUUCCACAAAAGCUGAACAAUGUUUUACUUUAUGGUGAAUUAUCAGAAAAAAUUCAUCUUCCUCAACUCUAUCGUCUUUAUCUGCCAUCGGACAUGGAAGUUGAUAUUCGAGAAUUUUUUAUUGAAUUAUCAAGAAUAUUCAAUUGUCAAGCUGAAGAAAUUGAUGUUCAUUCAGCAGCUGCCGUCACCUCCCAGGACGAACAAUCCGACAUUGAACCAGCACGAUUAAGUCUUGAAAGUGAAAGUAAUGAUGAAAAUCUGAAAAUGGAUGAAAUAAUUCCUCGUCCAACACCAGAUCAAAUUCUAUCAAAAAGUACAAUACCAUUUACAUUAGAUACACAAAAUUCAGAACAUCAUGAAAAUCAUUCAUCGCCUAGAAUAUCAAAUAAACGAAAUUAUAAAUUAAUUUCAUGUUCAUCUCGACAAGUUUAUCGAACAAUAUCUGAAUCAAAUCAAUAUCCAAAUACAAAUCAAACAAAUGAACAAUUUACACAAUUGACACUUUCACAAUUAGAACUUUUAGAAAAUAAUGAUCCAAUGAUAAGUAAUAAAAUUGGUGUUCCUUUUAUUCUUCGUCAAAUGUUAACAAGAUCACGUGAUGCUCAACAAUCAACUAAACGUUUACUUCAGCAAAUUCAGCGAGAUUAUCCAAAAAUACGUAUUGAAAGACAAACAAUAUUUGAAAAAGCAGAAAAUGAAUCCUCAAUUGAACAAAAAAUGCAAAUUAAAUCAUUAGAAAAUCCAAAUCGUUUAACUAUUCCACUUUAUUUACCAUUGGAACAACAUUCGCUUGUUAAACAUACUAAUUCAACAAGAACAUUAUCAAAAAAACAUCCAAGUCAAUUAGAUGAUAUUUAUAUUUUAGAACAUUCAACAGAACAACAACGAAAUCUUUUUCAUCAUAUUCCAAAUGUUCAAUCUAUAAACGAAGAUGAUUUACCUAGAGUAGCAUCAUUAAAAAUAUUCGAUUUGCACAUAUUGACACAAUGUGAUAUUCAUUCACUUGGUCUUAUUCUUCAUUGUAUGCCUAAUCUUCGAGAAUUUAGUUUUACAUUUAUCGUUGAACAUCUUCAUACACUAUUUAUUGAUGUCUUACUCAAUGGAAAUAACUGGCAACAAAUAUUGACAAGUCAUCUAUCACAUUUGACCAAAUUCGAUAUUCAUAUGUCUUUUUUAACACAUGAUGGACUAGUCAAUUCCAAAUUGAUUCUUGAUUCAUUUCGAUGUUUUUGCACACAAUAUGAUGGUUGGCAUAUGGCUAUUAGUCGAUGGAAAACUUUUCAAGAUUUUACACUCUUUUUUACGCGUUCUCAUACGGAUCAAUAUGUCGAAAGUCUUUCAUCUCUUAUUGAUUUGUCGACUAUCAUUACCUUAAAAUUUAAAGAAAACAACGAUUUAAGACGAUCACAUGUUGCACCACAUAUUAUACGCCCAAAACUUAUCCAAUUUGAAUUAAAAUAUAUUGAAUUAUUAUUGAAAUUUGCAUUGAAUGAAUCUGAAUGA
Messenger RNA from Rotaria sordida, 1521 nucleotides. The record is from the annotation of a GenBank genome assembly. NCBI's taxonomy places the organism in Eukaryota, Metazoa, Rotifera, Eurotatoria, Philodinida, Philodinidae.